Molecule: messenger RNA, 1412 nt
Organism: Nothoprocta perdicaria
Lineage: Eukaryota; Metazoa; Chordata; Aves; Tinamiformes; Tinamidae
Product: keratin, type II cytoskeletal 1-like
Exons: 8
Biological process (GO): intermediate filament organization; keratinization
Cellular component (GO): keratin filament
Molecular function (GO): structural constituent of skin epidermis
Source: RefSeq, a predicted model, not a curated record
AUGGAGACCAACUCCUCCAUGAGUGGGCGAAGCUCAUCUGCCAUAAACCGCUGGAACAACAGAGGAGAAGAAAGAUAUGGUGAUUAUGGGUACGGUUAUGGCAGCAGGAGUCUGCAUAACCUUGGUGGGUUUAGGAACGUCUAUGUCUGUGGAGGCUACAGUGGAGACGAAGGAGGAUAUGGAAGGUGCCUGGGAUUUGGUGGUAUGAGACACCUUGGUAUGGGCUUUGGCAGAAGAGGGUAUCCUGUAGGAGCUUUCCAAGCAGGGCUUGGUAGCGUGUGUGGAGGAGGCUUGGGCAGGGAGGCAUUUGGAGGUGGCCCCCACCGAAGUGUCUUUGAUGAGCAAGGGGCCAGAAGGAGCUUUGGGCAGGUAGGUGUCAGUGGAGACAUGGAAGAGGUGCGUGUCAACACCAGCCUGUGGAGGCCAGUGCACAUACAAACCGACCCCGACCUCCAGAGAGUGCGAUCAGAAGAGAAAGAGCAGAUUAAGACGCUCAACAACAAAUUUGCAUCGUUCAUUGAUAAGGUCCGAUGCCUGGAGCAGCAGAACCAGGCUCUACUCACCAAAUGGGAGCUUCUGCAGCAGCAAAGUGCCCGGCCGGAGGAAAGCAGAAAUAUCGCGUCUUUCUUCCAAGCCUACAUCAGCAACCUGCAGAGGCAGCUGGAAACGCUCCAGAGCCAAAAGGAGCAGCUGGAUCCAGAAGCAUACAAAAUGCUGCAGCUUGUUGAAGACUAUAAAAAGAGAUUCGAGGACGAAAUCAACAAGCGCACGGGUAAAGAGGAGGAGUUUGUGGAGCUCAAGAAGGAACUGGACAGUGCCUACAUGGGAAAAAUGGAGUUUGAUGUACGGGUGGAAAUACUGAAGCAGGAGCUUGAGUUCCUCAGAUGCUUGUAUGAAGCGGAGCUGUCUCAGCUGCAAGCAGUAGUUGGUGACACCAACGUCAGUCUGCCCAUGGACAGCCACCAAGAAGUCAACAUGGAUGGCGUCAUUGAGGAAAUCAGAAGGGAGUACGAGGGAAUUGCUCACAAGAGCAAAGCUGAGCUGCAUGCCAUGUACCAGGGCAGGUACCAGGAGCUCCAGAACAUGUGGGAAAAUUACCGGGACCAACAGCGGAACAGUUACCAGGAAAUCCAAGAGAUGACCAGGCAGAUCCAACAACUGCAGCGCGAAAUUGAAAUCAUGCAGAAAAAGAAUGCCAGCCUCCAAGAAGCACUUAGGGACGCUGACCGGCGUGGUGGCUCUGCCAUCAAGGAUGGCCAGGAAAAGCUUCAGGAGUUGGAGCAGGCUUUGCAGCGGGCCCGAGAGGAGCUGGCUCGCCGUCUGCAAGACCACCAGGAACUCCUUAAUCUGAAGCUGGCCCUGGAUAUUGAAAUUGCCAUGUACAGGUCACUCCUGGAGGGGGAGGAGACGAG